CAGAUAAUGUAAAAUUAAAACUGGCAACGGAGGGACUGUUUUUGUUGAAUCAAAAGUGAAAUCAUAAGGUCUGUUAAGUGUUAUCAGAAGGUGGCGAAAUUACUCUUUCCGGAUCGGCAUCUGCCUUCAUCACAACUGUACAUAUACAGGAUUAUCGAUUUUAGGGAUGGCUCCGUGUGAAACUGCCGGUUAAAUUCAUUGAUUACAGAUAAAAGAAUUGUCAGAUACUUCUGCAGGACAUAAUGAAUCGUCCAAGGCACCUCUCAAAAUCUGGAGACAGUCUUUAUGAGUUACUUGGUGUGGAAAAGUCGGCACCGCAUGAUGAAAUAAGAAAGACAUACAGGAGGCUAGCUUUAAAAUGUCAUCCAGACAAGAAUCCAGAUGAUCCGGAGGCAGCAGAUAAGUUUAAAGAAAUCAGUCGAGCCCACACCAUUCUGACAGACACAACCAAGAGACAGAUUUAUGAUGAGUAUGGAUCAAUGGGAAUCUGGGCAGCUGACCAGUUUGGUGAAGAGAACGCAACAACCUACCUCCUUCUGACCAGUGGCUGGUGCAAGGCUCUGUUUGUUUUCUGUGGAGUCAUCACAGGUUGCUACUGUUGCUGCUGUUGCUGUUGUUGCUGUAAUUUUUGUUGUGGGAAAUGGAAGCCACCAAAUCCAGAGGAGGAAGGGGAAUACGCAAAUCUACAUGUACGUCCCGAUGAAUUCAGCAGUCCAGAGUCUGGUUCCCCGGAACACGUGGUGACAGAACAACCAAAGACAGAUGGCGCCACUCCCAUUGUGUUAGGCCCGCCCCCAGGAAUGAACAACGAGUCUACAAAACUAAACUAUGAAGAUAAGGCUCAAUAUGGAGCUAGCUUUAGUGAUACAGACUCUGUUUCACAUCCACUAGAACACGCAGACACACGGUCAAACCAAGAGGACGGUAUACACAGACCAAGUUAGAUAGAAUUCAUAUCUUAGAUUUAAAAUUGUCACCAGUGUUUUUCAUACACAUGUACUUUGUUUUUGAUUUUUGUACAAGGACCAAUGUUUGAAUCACACUUGUUAUUUGGCUCAAUAUCAAAGACUUUAUUACAAAACUACCUGCAUUUUUAAAUAGAUGCUGCACUGCCAUGUAACAAGACAUUUUUCUAUAACUUAAUGUUCUAGAUAUUGGAAUAUGUAGUAUUCCAAUUCCUUUUUUAGCGUCUUGUGAUUUUCAUUCCACUGAAAUGCAGUCUAGUAUUUGGGUUUGCAUAAACCCGAGUUAUCGUUCUUUGCAAGAGUUAUCUUUCCAUUAGAGCAGGUAUAACAUGCCAUUUUAGUUUUCAAUAUGUUGUAAACACUCAUAUUUGAUCACUUGAAUUAGCAUUCAUUGAGAUAGGUAGGGACUGUAGUUUGAUUAAAAGAUUGACAACACAAUGAACACUAUAGGGAAGUUUAAUGAUAAUAUCCAUUGCAUAUAGAUACACUCUUGUGGGUUUGGUAGCAAAAUUCAGGAAUAUAGCAAUUGUGACAUCGUGGCAAAACAAAACCUAACUCACAAGGCAUAUGAUGUAAAUUUGAUAGGGGUGUAUAAUACAACUGUUAAAUGUUGGAGAAAGGUGUGUAAGAAAGCCUGGCUUAUAAUAAAAUAUUAUAGUUACUAUAAGUAUAUAUUGAAAACUACAAAUACUAAUAUCAUCACUACAGUUGUUUUGAUAUGAAUGAAAUACUGUCACCAAGAUUUAAAACUACACACACUAUAUUACUACUGCAGCAAGAUUUGCUUGACAUGGAUAACUGUUCAUUUUGUAGCAGUAGAAUAUAUAAAGUAAGAUUUACUGAAUAUUUAUUUCAGUGUGUCUAGAUUUUUCUGAUGGUUAAUAUGAAGAUUUUAAAAAUUGUUGAUUAUUACACCAAUUUAAGUUUAAUAAGAGUUGAUAUUGGCAGUUGCAGAUAUAUACAUCUAGUGUCUAAAUGGCUACAAGGUAAUUAAGAACAGUCGCAUGUAUUUCUAUUUUUAAGCAAGCAUAUAUGUAGUUCAACUGCAUAGCAUUCAUUGAAAAAGAAAUAUCUCCUGCAACGUGAAAUUUAUGUCUCCUAUAGACAGCUGUACUGAAAGUUUUAUUUGAUUAAAACUGCAAAUGAUUGGAUAUUUUUUUUUUUUUUUUUUUUUUUUUUUUUUUUUAUAGAAAUGAUUGGGAAUUUUUAUUCAUAGAUGGACAUAUUCACAUUAAAACAAAUAUUGUUCUGUAUUUAAAAAAUGUCAUUCUUCUUACUCUUAUACCUUUGUAUUUAUAAAAGAAAUUUCAGGUAAAAAAAACCACACAACAGAUUUGUUUGCAUAUAAAGAAGUUGUGUAUGAAUUGAUAUGAAUAUAGACUUUUAUAAUUUAGUAUGGACUUAAUGCAAUAUGUUCAUUUUUCCUUACCAUUCCUCUCUGUUAUUCAAAUAUGUGUUAAAAUUUCUUUUAUAGUGUAUAUUACUUUGAAAGUUUUUUUCUUCGAUUGCUCAAUUUUAUGCAUGUGAUUUGAGUUUUAUGCUCCCAGCGUGAAGAACCUCCCAAUAAUGAUGCCGAUUUUCUUUGUAAGUCUUGAAAGCUUUCCCACAUUCCAGCGACUUUUGGUACAUUUGGUAUUUUAGAAUUUUCUGGCCUCAGGGGUAUUUUUUGUAUCUGUAUAUAUAUCAUUUCUCUUGUGUAUUAUUUGAAUAAGUAGACUUAAAUCUUAACAUAGGUCAGGUCAUUUAACAUACAACUGCUUACAACUGUAGACAGAUACUUUUUUGUAUAUAUAUAAAGACCAUUCAGUUAUACACAUGUACAAUUGGAAAGACAGCUAGAUUAUAUACAUACAUGUAUAGAAUGUUCUUUUUGCUAUCAUUUCUUAAAUAUGUUAUGAAAACCUGUACUCGGAUAUCAAUGAUUCCACUUGUUUUGUGAGUCCUAUUGUAAUAAAUUCAUUGUUGCAACAUG
Messenger RNA from Ostrea edulis (European flat oyster), 2937 nucleotides. Its product is annotated as dnaJ homolog subfamily C member 5-like. NCBI's taxonomy places the organism in Eukaryota, Metazoa, Mollusca, Bivalvia, Ostreida, Ostreidae. Gene Ontology annotation, biological process: regulation of neuromuscular synaptic transmission. Gene Ontology annotation, cellular component: type Is terminal bouton. The transcript has 7 exons. The coding region runs from base 243 to 944 and encodes 233 amino acids. The record is from RefSeq and is a predicted model, not a curated record.